Bipolaris victoriae FI3 is the source of this 1263-nucleotide messenger RNA. RefSeq lists its product as hypothetical. Lineage: Eukaryota; Fungi; Ascomycota; Dothideomycetes; Pleosporales; Pleosporaceae. Bases 1 to 1263 code for a protein of 420 amino acids. The record is from RefSeq and is a predicted model, not a curated record. The transcript has 2 exons.
AUGCACACGCUCAACACCCGGCCCGAUCCGUCCUUUUCGCUCCUCUUGUCGCUCCCCAGAGAGCUACGGGACCGCGUCUAUGCAUUUGCUCUCGUCUCAGACUCGCCCUUUUGGUGGCCAUCCAAAUCGCUAGACGCCGACCACCACAAUGUCAGCACCAGCCUUCUUCGCACCAACAAGCAGGUGUAUAGCGAGUCAAUCGACAUUUUGUACUCGCAGAACAGGUUCCUGUUCACGCACCCCAGCGACUGCAAUGUGUUCCGCGUGGUCGCAUCUUCCGCUUCCAUCAAUAUAACGAGUGUCUAUUUCCGCAUUAGACAGAAAGACUUGAAGCUGUGGACCGCGUAUCUGGGAAGCAAACAAGCAGAAAGGAGUUUGAAGAACGAUCUCCCCAAAUUGAAGAGUCUGUGGGUGUUUCUUAGGUGUGGCGCCAUGGGGCUGCCUGCUGCGUUUGGGAGUCUGCAAGCUGCGCCUGUGGGUGCCAUGGGAGGACCGGGAGGACAUCCCCAAGCUUUGCCGAUCGCUCUGGGACAGCAGAUGCAUGCCCUCCAGCAACAAGCUGCUGCUGGAGGCAAUCAAGCCCAAACAGGAGGCAAUCAAAUUCCACCUCCUCCGCCACCAGCACCGGCAAUGCCCUUUUUGCAGUUUGCACAAGGCCCCAUGGGACUAGGCGGGCCUCAUCAUGGUCUUCACCAUCACCAGAACCACCCCCCGCAUGUCAACUUGCUUGCGCAACAACAAUUGCAGAUGCACCAGCAAGCCAACAUCCAUCCACCACCACUGUUCCACGCGCCACAUCAUAUCGGGUCCAUGGUAAAUCCACAAGCGAACAGAACAGAUCCACGUGAUCCACACACUCUGUUCUCAACGUUUCUCCGCUUCGAGCGGGAACUGGGUAUUGAAUCGCUCUGCCUGAAUCUUCGUGAUGCUCUCUAUUCCGGCCCAUCCACAUCGAUGAACUUUGAUUCGUCUUCCAGCAGUGAUGCUUCAUCAGUAGCUGGGAGCCCACCAGUGGCACACAGCAACGAGCCCCGACCAGAGGUCAAGAUAGUGUGUAUUGUCCAUAUUCCGCGUAGGAUAAUGGAGCGAGUGGUCGCACUUCACCCAGAUGAGUUGGUUAUAGAUAGCAAAACUCACGAUGCGAGGACGCGGUUCAGGAAACUGCAUGGCAUCGAUGUUUGUAUGGAGUUGAAUGGAUGUCCUCCGCUACGUCCGGGGCAAGAUGCGGCAGACCAUGGUGAUAUGCAUGCGCAUGAGCACUGA